This is a messenger RNA of Benincasa hispida (wax gourd), 2046 nucleotides long. RefSeq names its product zinc finger CCCH domain-containing protein 3-like. The record is from RefSeq and is a predicted model, not a curated record. Gene Ontology annotation, molecular function: mRNA binding; metal ion binding. Lineage: Eukaryota; Viridiplantae; Streptophyta; Magnoliopsida; Cucurbitales; Cucurbitaceae.
AUUGGGAAAAGAGAGGGGGAAAAAAAAAAGAAAAGAAAAGAAAAGAAAGUAAAAAAAAAAAAAAAAAGGAAUUUAUCGAAUUGGAAUAAUAGUGGAUUUCACAUUGAUUCUUCACAAUCUAUCCGCGAUUCCCUUCUCGCCUUAGUUCCUUAUAAAAUUUCUAAAUUGGUUUCUCUCAUCAAUUUCAGACUCAGAUCAUCUUUGUUAUUCGCGGAAGAUCAUACCAUUAAUUAAUUUUUUUUUUUUUUUGCUUUUUUAAAAGGAAUUUUUGGGGGAUUUGAGAGGGUUUCUUUUUUUGUUUUUUGUUUUGUUUUUAGUUUUAUAAUCUUUCUCUGAAUUUUCCCGGGAGAUUUGAGGAGGUUCUUCAGCUUGAUUGGUUGGAUUUGAAAAGCAUUUGAAGGGUUUUUUUUUUAAUAUCUACUACCGAUGCCAGAUAAUCUGCAAGUUCAGAGGAAUGCUGGUCCUAACCAAUCCCCUGAUAUCUCAGAGGCGCUAUGGCGGUUAGAAAUCAGUGAUAAUCAAGAUGGAGGCGAUGCGGCUGAAUCAAGCCCUUACCCCGAUCGACCUGGGGAACCUGAUUGCUUAUAUUAUAUGAGAACUGGGUCUUGUAGCUAUGGAAGUAAUUGUCGUUUUAAUCAUCCUGUUUACGUUGCUCAGGGUGCUCUGUAUAAUGGGGAACUUCCAGAAAGAAUUGGGCAGCCCGACUGUGAGUAUUUUCUGAAGACAGGGACCUGUAAAUAUGGAGGAUCAUGUAAGUAUCAUCAUCCAAGAGAUAGGCGUGGAGCUGGGCCUGUUACAUUUAAUAUUUUAGGCCUUCCAAUGAGACAGGAAGAAAAAUCGUGCCCUUAUUAUUUGCGCACUGGAUCAUGUAAAUUUGGAGUUUCGUGCAAGUUCAAUCAUCCCCAGCCAUCACCAGUUGGAACUAUGUUACCUCAAGCUAGACCUGGUGCUUUGGGUUCUGCAGGCACUCCAUUCAUGCCUUCAUCUGGUGUGCCAUAUACUGGUGGAAUUCCUGCUUGGUCAUUACCUAGAGUACAAUAUAUGCCCGGUCCAUGUGUACAAGGCCAACAAUCUUAUGUGCCUGUCUUGGUUUCUCCUUCACAGGGUGCCAUAGCUGCUCAAGACUGGAAUACUUACGUGGGCAAUGUCAGUCCUAUUCUUCCCAAUCUUGGUUACAAUUCUGUCAAUUUGGAAGAGUCAUAUUCUAAUGGGCAGUUGGCCUUAUCAACAUCUACUCCAACACUACCUGAUCGACCUGAUCAACCAGAAUGCCGUUAUUUUAUGAACAAUGGCACCUGCAAGUAUGGAUCUGAUUGCAAAUUCCAUCAUCCAAAACAAAGAAUUGCACAAUCAGCGACAAAUGCACUCGGACUUCCUUCAAGACCCGGACAAGCUAUAUGUUCAUACUACAAUAUGUAUGGGCUCUGCAAGUAUGGCCCAAGUUGUAAAUUUGAUCACCCAUCUGCAACAUAUCCUUAUAAUUAUGGCUUCACUCUGCCUGUGCUUGAUUCAUCUUUUAUGAAGUAUCCCAGCAACAACUUCACAAUGUCUUCACACGAGACCUUGCCCCAGACGUUAUCUAAAUCUUCUGAAUGGGUUCAGAAAGCCGAUCCAUCAAACAACAAACGCCGAACUACCGAUUCAAAAAUCGUAGCAGAUGGCACAGCUGAAGAGGUGACCUCUGUUUCAUGCUCAUUACCAGGUGGUUCAGAGACUUUACAAGAUCAAUCUGGUUGAAACUUUUGCUUAUUUUGUUCAUUUUGACUCUGUUGUUUAGUAUGUUGUCAAGGAAUUACAAAUUUUCUUACUUUAUACCUCCUAUGCCCCAAUUUCACCUGUCAUAAAUGUGGAGUGGAAACAAGUUGCUUGGAGAUUUAUUUACAUGAGUAAGCUGUGGGGCAAGGGAAGGCAUUUUUUGUGUUGAAUAAAGUGCAGGUGAAAUUAAAAACAAUCCCUCCCUUUUUUUUCUUUCUUUUUUGCCGUUUACCCUUUCUCAUUUAUGAGAUGGGACUUGAAUUUAAGUUUGCAAUCGGAUGAGAUUUUGUU